Molecule: messenger RNA, 191 nt
Organism: Colletotrichum chrysophilum
Lineage: Eukaryota; Fungi; Ascomycota; Sordariomycetes; Glomerellales; Glomerellaceae
Exons: 1
Source: RefSeq, a predicted model, not a curated record
ACACGGCCAAGGAAGACGAACCCGAACCCGUGCCCCGGCCCUUCUGGGAGUGCCUCAAGCCCGCCACCUCGACGAUUGAGUGCGGAAAGGCCUUCAGCUUCGACCCGAUUGGCGACCUGACCCUUAGAGUUGGCGAGGAUGUAGUCGCCUACGAGUUCAUCGUCUGCUCCCGAACACUCUCUCGGUGGUAA